This is a messenger RNA of Astrephomene gubernaculifera, 5772 nucleotides long. The record is from the annotation of a GenBank genome assembly. NCBI's taxonomy places the organism in Eukaryota, Viridiplantae, Chlorophyta, Chlorophyceae, Chlamydomonadales, Astrephomenaceae.
CCUUGCUUGGUGUUCGCUGUGGUCACUCAUUUGUGGCCUAUAAGACGAGCCGUUGGAAUGCAUGAAAGCUGGGAAGUGUCGUGCACGGGCCCGAGCCAAGGUUCACUCUUAAAGCAGCGAAGCGGAGCAGCAGGGUAACAGGCUAGUAUCACUAUUGGCAUGCUGUGCUAGCUUUCCGUCACGUAUGCUGGCUACGGCCAAUCGGCGCCUGGGUCGCGUGCUGUCCCAGACAGGCCCUCCAGUGGUUUCCAUGGUUGCUGUGGACAGUGGUCUUUUGCGGGCACGUUAGGCCCUUCAGCCGGUCUGGUUGUAAAGGUUACCCCGUUUCUACUGGGCAGUGGGCGGCGCCGGGGUAGGGCGCACAACCCGCAUGCUGCCGAAGCAGAAAGGUGAUGCUGGUACAGUACUGUCUGCAAAUACCCUUCACGCGCACGCUGUGGUUCGGCGGCCGCCCUCGCCUUUUGCGUCGAGGCGACAUUCCGCGGCGACGAACAUCAUGUGGAGCCAACAGCAAGCUGCAGGUGGUUUUCGUCAGCACCGAGGUGACACCAUGGUCGAAGACGGGAGGCUUAGGAGAUGUUGUGGCUGCCCUUCCCGGUGCUCUCGCGGCCAGGGGACACAGGGUCAUGACCGUGAGCCCCUUCUACGCAAACUACCCGACUGCCUUCGACACCGGCUUGGUCGCGCCGGUGGAGAUGGAGGUGCAGGUGGGGGCAGGGGACUGCCAAAUGCAGCCCGCAGUACCUGCUGCUGCAGCCUUGGGUCCUCUUUCAAAGGGCGGUGUGCAGAUCCCACCAGCUACACCUAUCGACAGUGGCGGGAUAGCUGGACACGGGGAUCCUGACAACGGCGCCGGGUUGCCAGCUGGGAGGCAGGCUGGCUUCCCUGCUGGCGAUGCCGGCCAGUAUAAUGCCACAAGCGGUGAUGGCGGCAGCGCGGACAGCAGCGACGGAGCCGGCGGUUCCGGCGUGCAGCAGGAGAGAGGAUGCAGCAGCGGCAGGGGGCCUCCCAGCGGAGCGCAGCCUGGGCUGGGGGUGCAGCAAGCAACAGUCGCUGCAGCAUCCCAACAGCAGCCUUUCACACAAGAGACGGAGCGGAGGGAGGCAGCAGAAAAAGCAGAAGGGACCCGUUGCACCGGGGACCAGCAGCCCCAGCUACCGCCCUGCAGCAGUGGAGUGCAGGAUAGCAGCACCGCCUGCCCCAGGGAUGACCAAGUCUCGCAGCCCCCACCUGACACCGGCACGGCAUCACCCGCAGCCACGCCUGCCACAGCGGUCAGCUACGCCCGCCUGUUCGCAUGCCAGGACGGCGACGUGUUACGAGUGUUCGUGGACCACCCGGUCUUCCGAGUCGCCGCCGCCGCCAGCAGCAGCAGCCAAGAACCAGGGUUCGCUCCGCAUGCGGCUGCUGCCAGCGGUGGCCACCCAAUCCCAGCAGCGCCGAGCGGCAGCAGCAGCUGUGGCAUGCAGCCGCGCGACCCCUCGCUCGGUGUGUACACCUACUGCGAGGGGCUGGCGCACGCGGAGCUGCAGGCGCGCAACAGCGUGCUGUGCCAAGCGGCCCUGGCGGCGCCGGUGCUGUUGUGGUGCGACCUGUCCGAGCUGCCGCAGGAGCUCAGGGCGGACAUUGUAGCAGCGGAUGCGGUGGCGCCGCUGCCGCCCCAGGCGCUGCCUUACGUGCUGCACCGGGGCCUGGCGCGGCCCGCAGCCGUACUGCAGUCGGGCGGGGCGGAUCGCCUGCGGGGGGCGAUGCAGCUGCGCGCGGGGGUCAGGCGCCGGAUGCGGAGCAGCUUCCCAGCAGCAGCUACUGCAACUGCUGUCGCCGCUGCGGGCGGCGAGCUGAUUCAAGUAGCAGCAUACGACGCCGUGGUGGCCCGGGCGGAGGUGUAUGCGGGCGGAGUGCAUGCCUGGCAGCCGAGUGCAGCUGGAAAGUCCAACGAAAGGGGUGAUGGCACUAUUGCUUGCGGGCAGCCGCAAGCACGUUUUGACAAGCACGCAAGGUUGGUAGCAGCGGGAGGACCAACGCAAUGGGUUGUCGAGCCAAAGAGCGACAGUCCAGGCGCGACUGAAGCCGCUGAGAGUUUGAGAACUCGGCAGCAGGUGCACCCCCACCCGCCUCAGCGGCAGGACGAGGUAAUGUUUGUGGGCAAUGACUGGCCCACGGCCCUACUGCCGCUGUGGCUGCAAGUAUACCGUGAGGCACGAGAAUACGAUAUCCCAGCGCAUUCUGAGCCCGCGGCCCCUGGCAGCUGUCAUGGCGCAGGUGGUGGCGGCCAGGGCGGUGUGGGCGUACCCAGUCAUGCCCUAGAUGAGGUUUCGGGGGCAGCGGUGGCCAAAGCCGCGAGCCCGAAGCGGUGUAGGAGGGCGCAGCCCCUGCCGCGGGAAGCAGCCUGGGCUGUGUCGCCACAGGGAGCGCUGGCAUACCCUACAGGAGGGUUGGGGGCUCAGGUUUCUGCCGCCCCUGUGCACGUCGCGGCUCGGGGGACCUCGGCGCCUCCUGCAUCAGCUGCUCCCAGGGUCGCGGCACACACUCCAGCAGCAGGAGCCCCAGGCAAGGAUGGUAGGAGCAUUCCGGUUGGGUUGAUUCAAGCAGCGAAAGCGCCUGCAGAGACGGCUGCACCCAUGGCUGUUGUCGCGGCUGUGGACAUUGGUGCGGCGGCCAACCCGCGAGUUCCCUCGGCUGAGCUCAAGGGGCUCACCGCUGCGAGCUGCUGUGCAGCACACGGGACCCAGCAAAACACUGACACAGGGCCAGCAGCCGCAAUGCAGCCUCAGCAGUCAUCACUGCUGGCGCCCGCGUCCUCAUUGCUGCCCAAUUGCAUGUAUCCGGCAGCAGCGCCUCCCACCCCACUUGUCGCUGUCCAACCACUACCCGCUGGGUCGUGCUGGUUGCCACUGCGCAGCUCACAGCAGCAGCCUGGUGGCAAGCAGUCUGCGGUUGCGUCGAUACCAGUAUCCCCCUCCACCUCUUGUCCGCUGCCAGAGCCCUCUUGUUCUAUAGGCCUGAAGUCAGGUUCUGCCUCCAUUUCAGAGCCUGAGUCAGGGGUCAUGUGGAGGCGACGCCCUCGCGCCAAGGCAGCAAAUGACGAACAUACUUCCUCCGUUGCUGCUUCUGGUGCCAGCCGGCUAGACUGUGAUAAAGUUGUUACCUCCGCCGCCAUUAGCGCGCAACCAGCUUGCUCACCUUCAGGACACCGGAAACCAUUCUCCUCUUCGGUACGCCUAGUGGGGCCUAGAAGUGGCAGCAGCGGCAGAUGUGAGUUGACUGGCGGCACAGCUGGAACUGCUGAACUGGCCUCACAGCUGGCCUCGGAGCACGCGCUGCAGGGCCAGCUGUUGCGGCAUGUAAUAAUGGCCUUGCUGGGGGUACCGGUGGUCGGCACCGACCCCGCUGCGUCCGAUGCAGCAGCGGCAGUCGAGAUUGAGGAGGAAGGAGCAUGCAUGGGCCCGCCUGAACCGAAGGCGGAGCGGCACAACAGCAUCGGCGACGAGUCGGCUGUGACGGAGAUAGCAGAGCGGCCGCCGGCUCUCCCGCUGCCGCAACAGCCCCGCGGUGCAGCACCCGAGUUGCAGGCCCGCAUGCGCCGCACGCUGCGCUCCUUCCGCCGCUUUCUUGGCGUGCGGCUGCGCGGCGCCCGGGUGGUGUUUGCCAUUCACAAUCUCGCGUUCCAGGGGCUCUUUCCGGAGGCCUCGGCGCGGCGGCUGGGGCUGCCGCUACCCGUCCUGCAGCGCAUGGAGCUGAGGAGCGGCCAGGAGCCUGGUGGAGGCGGUGGUGGGAGCAGGGGAGGCGAUGGUGGGGGCAGCAGCGGAAGAGGCGGUCCAGGUCGGCUGGUUUCCUGGCUAAAGGCGGCGCUGCUGUCCAGCGACCUUCUAGUGACAGUCAGUCCCAGCUACGCGCGGGAACUGGUGGGUUCGCAGCGCGCAUGGGGCGAAGGCACGGCUGGACUGCCGCUCCAGCCACCGGUGUCGCAGCCGCCUGCGUGUUCGCCAGCCGCUCCAUCCACAGAUCCGCUGCAGCUGCCUCAGGCCUUUCAAAAAGGCAGCGACGGUAUAUCGGUGCCUCCGGCAGAUAGUCCUUGGGGUCCGGUUCUCUCAGGGCUACCGAGCCCUGGCGGCGAGGAGCUUUGCGGCAUCCUGGCGGCUCGCGGUGUGCAAGCCGUCAUGAACGGCCUGGACGUGACGUGCUGGGACCCGGAGACCGACCCGCUGCUCCCUUCGCACCUGCGCUACAGCCGCAGCAGCGCGCGGGAAGGCAAGGCACGAGCCAAGGCGGCCCUGCAGGCGCGGCUCGGGCUGCAGGUGGACCCGGGGGUGCCGGUAUUUGGCUUCGUGGGCCGGUUGGAGCAGCAGAAAGGGGUGGAUGUGGUGUUAGCGGCGCUGCCGCUGCUGCUGGGGGAGCCGGCGGAGGGUGCAGGGUACAACUGCUCGCUGGGGUGCGACCGGCGGGUGGCAAAGCGGGUGGUGGAGCUGGAGAGGGUGCGGGGGGUGCGAAUGGAGGCGGCGGAGCGGCGGUUGUCCGCGGGUCGCAGGCGGCUGUUGAUGCGGCGCGGAGGGGCUGCGUCGAUAUCAGCACAAUCGGCACUCGGGUGCUCGGGAGUGGCCUCAUAUGCAAUGGCUGCUGAAACAGGUGUCAGUGGGACGGCAGCGGUGUCGCAGACAGUCAUCGGCACGUCGGGCAACAUGGUUAUGGCCAGCGACAACAGCAUUAGUAAUAGCACCGAAGCCACAGGGUGCGGCAGUCGGCACAGCGGCAUGCGGUUGCAGGUGGCGCUGCUGGGCCAGGGCGAGCAGUGGCUGCAGGACAGCCUGGCGGCGCUGCAGGGCGCCUACCCGGGUCGGGCGGCCGGCGUGGUGGGCUUUGACGAGGCGCUCAGUCGACUGCUGCUGGCAGGCUGCGACUUCCUGCUGCUGCCAUCGCGAUGGGAGCCCUGCGGGCUGGUGGCGCUGGCGGGGCUGAGGUACGGUGCAGUGCCGUUGGUGGCGCCGGUGGGGGGGCUGAGGGACGUGGUGGCACCCGCCACUCCCGGUGUCCGUAGGCAAGUUGAACGGGGCGGCAGCGUGGAGAAGGUGGCGGAGGGGGCCGUGAAGGCGGCGAAUGCUGUUGGUGGCUUGUUGGGUAUUGUGCUGGAUCGACCCGUGGGUCAGCAUGACGAUAGUAUGGCGAAGCGAGAGGCGGUGGGGUCCCUUACAAGGGCGAUGACUCUCGCGUGCAGCAUGUACGGCAUGGAGGCGUACGACGGCCUCCGGGACCAGUGCAUGGCGCAAGAUGUGUCGUGGGGUGCACCGGCGGAGCAAUGGGAGGAGCUGCUGCGGCGUGCGGUGGCGGUGGGGCCUGAGGAGGGGGGGCCAGGUGUGGCACAGCAGGAUGAGGCAUGGGCUGGAGUAGACCAGGGCUAUUGUGGAAGAGGGAAGUGCCGGGCUUGGGUUUCACGAGCCGGGGCUGCAGGUGUGUAGUACUGAUUAACGAUAGCCCUGAGAGGUCAGUUUCUUUUGUGACCACUGUUGGGUUAGAGCGGUGCUAUAUGCAGGAAAGGGGCACAGCUAAGGAAUGGGGCUGGGUGUCCUCGUUAGGCCGAGAGAGAAGAAUGGUUUUGGAAGCUGGGUAGGCGUCGGUGUAGCAAGUACCGCUCCAUGCAUGCAUUGCCAAUUAACAGUGAAUGCAGUAGAGUGUCAGCGGAGUACUAAAGGUUAAAGCGAUAUGUGAGCAAUGUAUGAACUUGCAGAGACGUCGGCAUGCGGGGGAGUUGAACUUCUUAAUGUUGUCCAGGGCGAG